CGCAUCGCUGGAAACAACCGCGAAUGUUGUUGGCCGAACUGUGGACAAGCUGUGGAGCGUUGAUCAUCGGCAGUUCCUUUGAACGGUGAAUGCCGCUUUAAUAACCAGUCAACCACGCGAAGUAUUUCAUUAGAGGCCGGAGAUCCUGGUGGUGUUGGAGGGACAGGGACGAAGAAGGAUGGGCGUGUUGGCGUCGCGUGAUACGAAUCCACGAGUUUAGAGGAACCAGAAGCUUCCCUUUGACGCCGUUCUCUCGUCUGGCGAGAAAGGAAGUACGAUGUAGCACGAUUCCGCUACGACCAGAGGCUACGGAAAGUUUAAUAAGUGUCCGCUCGCUGUGACUACUACUUACACAUGUUCCGGUGUCAUCCCAUCGUCAACGGGGAUUUCUAUCGAUGUAACUGAGCUGUCUCCUUCAAGGAUAAAGGUUUCACCUUGAUCCAGGGAUGCAUCAGUCAAGAAGCAUCUCAUUCUCUGCCAGUUCGGUUAUCGAACGUUCGCCAGCGGCAAUAGAACGAGGGAGAUGUAGUCAGACAUCGACAUCGCUACAGUUUCAUCGACUUUGACGUAUUCCAAGUGUUUAGACUCGAUUCGAGUAGGUGUAGAUUCUAGAACGCUGAUAGAUGAAACACGAGAAUGACAAUAACGUCGAACAGAUAGAGAUAUAUCGACUAGAAUCUAGGUCGUUAAUAGAGUUACAAUGGAUACGACUGAAGAGACUACAUAAUCACAUAGAUGUCUGAAGCCUGAAAACCCGUCCAGUUUUUCCACUAAAAUCAAGCAAGCGGAGUUCAAAUGUGGCUCAACGUCAAUCGUUGGUUCUCCAUCGACGUGACAGUGACUUUUGGCAGAAUUUCCAACGGGUGGGUCGUGAUGCUCGACAGAUCGGUUUACGAAUCCAUUGCCUCCUCGAAACAGUCUCGUGCAUCCUGUUCUUUCCACUCUCCGCUGCCUCGAAGUGGAAUUUAUUUCCAAUCUGUAUUUCCAGCCUGUAGAAACGCGACCGGGGUGCUAGCUACGUAUGCACGGUCCGUAGGAACACGGAACUCGAUUCGACGAAAUAACACGUGGCUAGGGAUCAGCAGCCGGGGAUCAGCCUCACCUCUCACGAGAAUAGAUCUGCGAAACGUACUCUAAUUCUUCCUUCGGCUUGACGUUCCAUUCUUCGAAGAACGUCGAUAUUCUAACGACAGACAGAAAUGGUACUUCGAUAAAAUAUAGUACUGUAAUACAAGUGCAAAGACAAGUUAACACCAGACGAUACUCUCACAGUUGAAAGAACACAGUAACGACCUGAUUCGCAGUGGUUUUCGACUAAUUCAGUGGCGUGCUUAAAAAGCUUUCAGUGAGAAGACAGCGCGCACCGUUCGCGUGAAGUCAGUUGCAGCGCAAAAAGGGGGUGGAGCUGUAGAGACUAUGAUACCAGUUUGAUAACGUGGGUCAGAGACUCGGUGCACGGUCGCGAGCAGCUACGUCCGUGUCUGGCCCGGCCAGCCGUGUUCAUCCUUCUGGUAAGCAAGUCAGGUUGGUUGGACGAGAGUUCGAGGAGACUCGAAACAAGGAACGAACGAUCGAGAGAGUGGAAGAGAGAGAGAAGGCAGAAGUUGCAGACGAGGAAAGCAAGGAAUACACCGGGUCAGAGAGAAUGCAGAGAUUAUAGAGAGUCUGUACGUGUGUGUCAGGGUAAAGAAGAAGAGGGUCAACUGGGAAAGUAAGAGACAAAGAAGGAGCAAAAGGGAUUCGUAGGUGAAAAAAGAGAAGAAGAGAACAACGGACUGCAACGUGAACGUAGAAGUUAAAGAAGAGGAGGGGGUGGCGGAGGAAGAGGAAGAGGUGAGAGGACAAGCAGGCAAGUUUCCGUCUGUCCAAAGUGGAUGGGGGUGAAAAUGUUCGGAGUGUUGCUGGCAUGUGUCUGGCUGGUUGCCGGCUCCCCGUUACAUCCCUGGCCGCUAAUACCGCACAAAGCGAUCAUUCCUGGAUCGUACAUCAGACACUAUAGCGCCGUUUGGUACGACACGGCUGCUCUAAGGGAACAUCGCAGCAGAAGUCGUCGUGACACUUCAGCUUCCGGGCAUCCGGGAGACGCGACGCUGAAUCUACGUCUUCACGCUCUCGACAGGGUCUUUAAGAUGAGGCUUACGAGGGAUACGAGCUUAUUCGAUGAAAACGUGGUCUUCGAGGGAUCGAAUGGUCGACAAAUUGCGUUCGAUCCAUUGCACGCCUACAGCGGAACCCUUGAGGACGAUGAGAACUCGUCGGUACAUGGAAUCGUAACAGAAGAGGGACUGUUUGAUGGAACUAUCUUUACAGCAUCCGACGAAAUCUAUAUCGAACCAACCAGCAGAUAUGCUCCCCUCGUAUGCCAUCGGCAAGAUGGCGAAGAUAAAGAUACAACAGACGCUGUGCAUCACCAUACGAUCGCGUAUCGUUCCGUGGACGUGAAUGUCCCACGUAAUAAUGGGUAUCCAUGCGCCAGUGAGCUUUUGCGAGAGAACACGUUAAAUGAAUUAAGGACGAACAGGACGUGGAGUGGAUAUCUCGGGGACACAAUGCGGCCGCUUUAUCAACACCUGAACGAGGGGAACUCCCGCGCCAAACCGGGCUUCUAUCCGAAAGACGUUAGGAAGAAAGACCCCACGGCGAGCUCGCACAAUUUAGAGUUACUCGAUAGAUUGUACAGGGAACGAUAUUCUCGAGUGCUCCGCAAAAGGACGUCCGUGGAUCCGAAGAAAACCACUUGUAUGUUGUACCUGCAAGCGGAUCACACGUUCUUCAAUCAUUAUAAAUCUGAAGAGGCCAGUAUCGAGGUGAUGACUCGGCAUGUACAGCGUGUCAACUCAAUUUAUAGAUAUACAGAUUUCAAUCAGGAUGGCCAGCCAGACAAUAUUAGCUUCAUGAUAAAACGCAUUAAAGUUCAUAGUGACGAUGCACUGAACGAUCCAAGCUACAGAUUCACUGGAACUUACGGGGUUGAAGAAUUUCUUGAGCUGUUUUCCGAAGAGGACUAUGACGCGUUCUGUCUAUCGUACAUGUUCACGUACCGCGACUUUGAGAAGGGAACUUUGGGCUUGGCAUGGACUGGAGAUCUGAAAAAUGCUGGCGGAGUUUGCGAGAAAAACGGGCACUACAGGGGUAGCAUGAAAUCGUUGAACACCGGUAUAAUCACCCUCCUGAACUACGGCAAACACGUACCACCGACGGUUUCUCACGUCACCCUCGCACACGAGAUCGGUCACAACUUCGGAUCCCCUCACGAUCCGGACGAGUGUUCGCCCGGAGGAGAAGACGGAAAUUUCAUAAUGUUUGCCAGAGCCACCAGCGGGGACAAACGAAAUAACAAUCGCUUCAGUCCGUGCAGCUUGGUCUCCAUAAAUCCCGUUUUAAAUGCCAAGGCCCGUUCGUCCAAGGGAUGCUUCGCCGAGCCCCAAAAUGCCAUCUGCGGGAACGGCGUUGUGGAGGAUGGCGAAGAGUGUGAUUGCGGAUGGGAGGAGGACUGCAACGACCCCUGUUGCCACCCUCAACGGCUUCAUCAUGCCCCUCACGAGGUACCUUGUCGUCUUGCCGAUGGUGCAGUAUGCAGUCCCAGUCAGGGCCCUUGUUGCACAUCCGGCUGUACUCUGCGCAACGGCGAUAAGUGCAGGGACGACAACGGUUGCAGGGACGCGAGCUUUUGCGACGGCCGUGGUCCCCAGUGCCCGCCAUCCAUCAACAAGCCCAACAAGACCAUAUGCAACGAGGAAUUCGUCUGCUACAUGGGGGAAUGCACCGGCAGCAUUUGCCUGGCUUAUGGCUUGGAAUCCUGUCAGUGCAUCGCAGGGCCCGUGGAUCCCCCGACCAAAAGCUGCGAACUCUGUUGUAAAUUGCCAGGAGAGGAUCAACCGUGCCUAUCAUCGUUCGCAUGGAAUUCAGCGCCUUACGAUAUUCCUGAUAUGCUGUCGAAGCCAGGCACACCGUGCAACGAUUACAAUGGCUAUUGCGACGUCUUCCAAAGAUGUCGAGAGGUGGAUCCAAGCGGACCACUGGCAACUCUACGAAGACUUUUGUCGGACGCUACUCUGGCGAGUUUUCAACGCUGGAUGAUCAAUCGCUGGUACAUCGUUGCAGUAACCGUUGUUGUCUCGCUGUUAAUCGUGGCGCUCGUAACGUAUUCCCUGAGCAAACGACGCAACAGCCGCGUGAAAAUUCUGGCAAGCACAAGGGAUCAGCUACACGCGGUUUCCGAAGGGACGAACGCGAGCGACGAGCCGACAAGGGAGCGUUCGUCCGUGCGGAAGGUACAAUCUAUGGACAUUUCGUGGCUGAAAAGGAGGAUCGUCGAAACGAUGAAGAGCAUCGCGUCCCCGAGAAGGAAGAAGGACGCGUCCUCAGAGGCGGGCACGUUCCUCGCGCGGAUUUCUCGACUGUUGGCCAGAGAUUCGGCCGUUCGUAACUCCGAGGAGAAAUCUUCGAACGAAGCGGAACAGUUGUGUAGAAGCAACGUGGAUAAAACGAAGGAAGAAAGCAAGAAAAACGGAAGCAAACAAAAAGAUGAGAAUGAAAGAUUCAUGGUGGUAGUUUCGCCGGAGAAGGAGACCGACGUCUGGAGACGAGUCUGUCUGUUGUUCGUCGGAAGUCGCCGUAAUCGUGCAAGUUGCUCUCCAACACGAAGAAAAUCGAAUAGUGGCGAAUCGACGCGUGCACAACCUUGGAGAAAAACGGUUCAAGUCGAGAAACUGUGCACCGGUUCCAAGGUGAUCGUGAGUUCUUGUAGAAGAGGAGACAGGUAUCAAACGGAGCCUCUGGUGGCUCCUGACACUCCGGACACUCCUGGCGAGACUUCAGAGACGAGAAGUCAGACGUCGGAUUUGACUGUGUUGCUCUCUGACAGUUAGUUUCGAAGGAGGAAGUAUCGUGAAUUCUUACCUGAGAAUCUGAGUGUUUAUUUUCGUCUGGAACGCUCAUCCGCCAGUAUUUUCGUCUGUGGCAAACAUUUAUUUCGAUUUUACAGUUGAUUCUGCUAUUCCAACAAUCUUCGUGUUUUAAGUUUCCACUUUGGUUUCUCUGACGCACUGAAGCAGCUCCUGUGUAGUUUCCGAAAUUACGAACUGAAGGGUUGAGAACUGUAAGAAGAUACUUCUACAAUAAUUCAACAAGAAAUCAAAAAUGUUGAUGAGAAAUAGAUUUGAGAAACGACGUAUCUUUUUAAGUGUAAAUAUUGUACAGAAUCUUAUACCGCUAUCGUCGUAGACUACUUUUUAGAGUAAGGCCCACAAGGUUUGCGGAAUCGAAUGGAUUGUUGUAAUUCAUUUUAGUCAGAGAGCUCUUCACCUAGAAGCGGACCAAACGUAGAUGGAAGAUCGUCCAGCGCUGAACUUCGUAGACUCGUGUAUAUAAAAACAGAACGAUUGUUACUGUAUAAUAAAUCGUGCGUCACCGUUCAUUAUUAACCCGUAAUUAACUCAUCUGUGUUCCCAUCAUUCGUCGAUUAUGGAUAUUUCGUUAGCUUACGGCAUCCCUCGUUUCUUUCUCGAAACUCAAUUUAUCAUUCAAAAGCCAAGUUGAUCAGAUCUACUUCUUAUAAGUUUUUUAGUUUGUUUAUUCAUUUACGCGAUUAACGUUCAAUUUUCAAAAGACAAGCAAUGCGCUUCUAUAAAUUCCAUUAUUGCAAUGAAAUUGCAUACAUAAUUACAAAUUUCAAUGCAAAUUUUGAAAGUACUGCGUUUGGAGUCUCAUUACGCAAAUUCAUUUCUUUAUGAAUAUGAUUAAAGAAGUGAAACGAAAUUAAAGAUUCGUUUUAUCCACUAAAUAUUACAAUGAAUAUUAUAUUUUAAAUAUUUUACAUACAUGUAUUUUUGGUCUACUCGUUACUUUACUCGACUUUUCAACUUAUGAAGGUGGUUACUAUGGCUUCUGAGUGACACGUGUGUCAGACAUGCUUGACCUUUACUACUUGAAUCUAUUUCUGUUGAAUAAUACAUCGAACGUACACUAAAUCUAAGUAUGUAUCUAUUUAUUAUACGAUAAUAUCGCUUACUAAGAGGUUAUAAUUUGUUCGAUAAGAACUUCAAUGUUAAAUAUUUGACCAAUUUCUCCAAGGAUUUCGUAUCGCCAUAACUAAUUAUUUUGAGCAUAUUAUUAUAACAUCUCUGUAUGUUUAAACGAACGUUUCCUUAUUAUAGCUGACGUUAAUUAAAAUAAUAAUACAAAAGUUGAUUAUAAUUCUUACUGUACCUCCGCUUGAAAGAAAUGUAACAUACCUAAAUAUGUAAUAAAAAAAGAGAGUGAACGUUUGGAAAAACUUUCGUGUGAAUUAGUUAAAAUAAAAAUACGUUCGACUUUACCAACAAACUGUAAACAUGAAUUCAAACGUUAUCGACGUGUGAUUGUUCUAUUAAACUUCCCAUCUGCUGGUAACUUUUUAGAGUAUCAACAUUUUUGCAAGAAAUUCCUUGCCUAGCGAUUAAAUACUCAAAAUGAAAUAUGAAAAAGUGACAGUGAGUUAGAAGAAAAGCCUGAGAAUAAUUUAGAUAAUUUAUUAAUAUUCUAAACGCGAUUAUGUCAAAGUAUAAUGUUUAUAAAAUAUCAAAAUCAAAAUUGUAGUCGAUAUUAUUGUAAAAAUCGUCUAUGUAAAGCUUGAAAUAUGAUAAUUUUAUAUGUAAAACUAUAUCUGUGAAAGCAAAAUGGAAUAAUAGCAAAGUUAUCGACUGAAA
Molecule: messenger RNA, 6689 nt
Organism: Bombus impatiens (common eastern bumble bee)
Lineage: Eukaryota; Metazoa; Arthropoda; Insecta; Hymenoptera; Apidae
Product: disintegrin and metalloproteinase domain-containing protein 10
Exons: 16
Coding region: 1875-4871 (998 amino acids)
Biological process (GO): Notch signaling pathway; membrane protein ectodomain proteolysis
Cellular component (GO): plasma membrane
Molecular function (GO): metalloendopeptidase activity
Source: RefSeq, a predicted model, not a curated record